UUGCCCAAUAUUACCUGCAUGUCUUAAAAGAUCAUGAACAGCCUGCAAUGGUCCUUCGUACGGCCGAAGUGCAAGGCGAGCUGCAUAUUCAGCUGGUAUAGAGGUUGCACGUGUAACAUUAUAACACCAACGACUGUCGCACAUACUGAUUCCGAGGUAUGGAAUAAUGAGCAACCCAUUGAUCAGUUUUGGAUUGGUAGGUUCCUCAAAUACCCUCCUGCCCAACCCCAUGAAGUUCCCAAACCACAAGAAAAUGCUCCAAUAUUUUCGACGAAAGACGUGGAGGGAUCGUGGAUCCCGUAUGGAGGUGGACCGCGUCAAUGUCUCGGCAGGCACUUCGUCAAGCGCUAAAUAUGUUGACAACCGCUUUAAUCGGGAGCCUGUCUGACAUCUAAAUACUCAGAGAGGGGCUAAACGCGAAGGAGGACUUUUCACUUAACGGCUUCGGUGGUGGUAUGUCACAUUCAGCUGGAAAGGUACAAGUGAGGAUACGGCGUAGGCAAGCGGAAUGAGCUCGCAGCUAGGAGAAUCCUGUGGUUUCAAUCAUUGAAGUAAAAUACCCAACGGUGGUUCCAGAACUAUUGUAGACUGUUAAAUUCAAGAACUCGUUGCUGAAAAGAAUGUAGGAAAUGCAAAAUGGAGUUUCUCCUGAAUAUUGUGACUCGGGGAGAUCUCUAAUAAUAUAACAAGGGGUCUGUUUCAAGAAGCGAAGUCUGUAUAACCUCACUUUCCAAUAUUGCCU
Molecule: messenger RNA, 742 nt
Organism: Xylaria bambusicola
Lineage: Eukaryota; Fungi; Ascomycota; Sordariomycetes; Xylariales; Xylariaceae
Exons: 1
Coding region: 34-351 (105 amino acids)
Molecular function (GO): heme binding; oxidoreductase activity, acting on paired donors, with incorporation or reduction of molecular oxygen; iron ion binding
Source: RefSeq, a predicted model, not a curated record